This is a messenger RNA of Geodia barretti, 303 nucleotides long. The record is from the annotation of a GenBank genome assembly. Lineage: Eukaryota; Metazoa; Porifera; Demospongiae; Tetractinellida; Geodiidae.
AUGGCGGCAGCCGCUUCGGCCGCAGCCCCUCUGGUCACCCACGGACAGAGGCUGGCCAUUUUGCCGGCGGUCUAUGGUAUCGAUGACCUGCGAGAAGCCAUUGCCUUGUAUGACACCAUUGUGCUGAUGAAAGUAAACCGCACAUUGUUGGACGCGCUGGCUAACCUGGAACGGUUGGGCCUGGCAGGACGAACCAUUUAUGUCCGGCGGGCGAGCACCGAAAGCGAACGGGUGGUGCAGAAUAUCCAGGAAUUAACUUCGGAAGACCUGGACUAUUUUUCGCUACUCAUCAUCAGGCGAUAG